AUGUCGUCCAGUGGAUACAAGUAUGAAGAUGUGAUCCUCGAGAUCAAGGGCAAAAUCGGCGUUAUCAAGUUGAAUCGACCCAGCAGCCUCAAUGCAUUCGGCGGUACUCUUCUUCUCGACCUAGUCACGGCACUACGAGAGCUUGAUGAGCAUCCCGACACCAUUUUCACCGUCCUUACUGGUGAAGGACGGUUCUUCUCAAGCGGUGCUGACGUGAAAGCCGAGUCAACAGCUUUUGGUAAGGUCUACGCCAGCGCUGCACAGAAGAAGAUCGAUUAUAUUGGUGGGAUGUACAAGGCAAUCGAACUGAUGCGUUCAAUGAUCGACCACCGCAAAGUGCUAGUCCUGGCCCUCAACGGCCCAGCCGUGGGAGGCGGCGCCGCAUGGUUCCCAGGAGUCGUCGACAUCAUCCUGAGCGUGGAGGACGCAUACCUACAAACGCCAUUCAGCGCGCUGGGACUGGUGCCCGAAUUCGGCUCGUCGACGAUCUUCGCACAGUCGAUCGGCGUGCACCGGGCGAACGACUUCCUGAUGUUCGGCACGAAGCUGACGGCACGCGAGAUGCGCGACGCCGGCAUGAUCAACCACCUCUUCCCGCGCGAGGGCUUCCAGAAGCGCGUUCUCGAGUUCCUCGAGGGCCAGUUGGAGAUCAACGACGGCAAGAGCAUGAUGGAGAUGAAGAGGUUGCAGAACAUGCCUCUCAGGGGCGAGCGGAUUCUCGCUGUCUUCAAUGCUGCCGAUGCUCUUGCCGAGCGCAUCGUCGAGGAUGCGCCGAAAAAACGUUUCGAGGAGAAGAAGGCUCUGCUGUUGGGUGAGUCGCCAUCCUGGUCACACAUCCCACCCUUUCUUCACGGCGUGAGUAGAACAGAGCUCGCUCUUGAUUGA
Exophiala aquamarina CBS 119918 is the source of this 885-nucleotide messenger RNA. RefSeq lists its product as uncharacterized. Gene Ontology annotation, cellular component: peroxisomal matrix. Bases 1 to 885 code for a protein of 294 amino acids. Gene Ontology annotation, biological process: fatty acid beta-oxidation. The transcript has 4 exons. NCBI's taxonomy places the organism in Eukaryota, Fungi, Ascomycota, Eurotiomycetes, Chaetothyriales, Herpotrichiellaceae. The record is from RefSeq and is a predicted model, not a curated record.